AAGUUCAACGAGUGGUAUUUAAAGAACAAUUGCAAAACUCUGUCUUCUUUUUCUUAUUUUACUUUUUUGUAAAUUACCUUGUAACGUGAAAUUCCGUCCAGUUAUUACAAAACCCGUGACGUGUUUGUGAAAAGGCUUAGCAGAGAAUGGUUUUCUUGAGCUGGGUUCGCCCCACUACCCAAGAUCAAAACACUUGCAUAAACAAGUCAGGUACUUUCAACUAUGAUGAUAGAUAUAAAGGAGCUACUGCUAAAUCCCUGUCUUCCCUUCAACAAGAUAAAGCCUUAUCCAAUGAUGGGUUUUUACUCAAUAACGCCAGAGUUCUCAUGGGUAAUGGUAUUGAUACUUUUGAAAAGGGCAAGACUGCUCUCCGAACUUGGAGGCAUUUUGGAAUGAAUUGGGCAUUUGUUGAUCCGGAAACACCAAUCCAACAAGGAGCGAAGUUUUGUAUUUGUGUCAAGGAGUUCCUUCCCUGGCUUAUGAUGCCACUUCAGGUUGUGUACGUAAAUGAAACUAAAACUACCAAAAACCGUGGAGCCUCCUUUGGUUUUGGAAGUGGAACUCUUCAGGGUCACUUACUGGCAGGAGAAGAACGCUUUUCAAUUGAGAUUGAUGAGAACAAUCAAGUUUGGUAUGAAAUACUUUCUUUUUCAAAACCUGCACAUGUUUUAUCAUUUGUUGGGUACCCAUAUGUGAUGCUUAGGCAAAAAUACUUUGCUCACGAAUCUGCCAAGGUAAUGCUGAAACACAUUAAUUCAUCAAAAUCAUAAUGUAAAUAUAUUACGCUAUUGGUAAUCAUUGUCGAUUUGAAUCUCUAAUUUCCUUUGAUCCCUGUAUUUAAAUAAAUAUUCUGCUUCCUUCUCCCUUAUGUAAACUAUUUACAAUCUUGUAUCGAUUGUGAGUGCUUCACAUUGAGUACAAAUUGAAAUGGAGCAGACUCUUACUUUC
Lathyrus oleraceus (garden pea) is the source of this 948-nucleotide messenger RNA. RefSeq names its product UPF0548 protein At2g17695. The record is from RefSeq and is a predicted model, not a curated record. NCBI's taxonomy places the organism in Eukaryota, Viridiplantae, Streptophyta, Magnoliopsida, Fabales, Fabaceae. The transcript is spliced from 4 exons. Bases 147 to 770 code for a protein of 207 amino acids.